Molecule: messenger RNA, 537 nt
Organism: Ruditapes philippinarum (Manila clam)
Lineage: Eukaryota; Metazoa; Mollusca; Bivalvia; Venerida; Veneridae
Exons: 2
Coding region: 1-537 (178 amino acids)
Biological process (GO): DNA catabolic process
Cellular component (GO): cytoplasm
Molecular function (GO): 3'-5'-DNA exonuclease activity; nucleic acid binding
Source: RefSeq, a predicted model, not a curated record
AUGUGUAUUUACUGUUUGCUGACAGGCAUUGGUCAUGAUCAAGAGGUGGACAUUGAAAGACUACCUGAUCCUAUUCCACGUGGAGUGUUCAAGCAAGUUAUACCACAUGGACCACCGACCUACAUUGUAGCUGAUCUGGAAACCACUGAUCUAAUAAGGGGAGAUCAAAUUCCGCACAUCACCCAGAUAGCUGCUGUUGAAAUGUCAACUGGUUCUACAUUCAACAAGUAUGUUAUCCCAAAAAUUCCUAUCACAUCAGCUGCAGAGAAUGUUACCAAAAUUAUUAUGGUUAAUGAAAAGGUGAUGGCAGUGGAUGGUGUGACAGUGGAGCCAGUUCCGUUACAUGUAGCAUUGAAAAAAUUUCUUUCAUGGCUUGAAUCGUUUGACAAUAUUUACAUUAUUGCCCAUAAUGGAAGGCGAUUUGACUUUAUAGUAUUGACAGCAGCAUAUAAAGUUUGUGGAUUGCUACCAAAUUUCUUGUCGGCUAUCACAGGGUUAGUAGAUUCAUUACCUGUGUUCAAAACAUGUGUAUCCUAA